Messenger RNA from Papilio polytes (common Mormon), 6349 nucleotides. It is a transcript of the gene Col4a1, whose product is annotated as collagen alpha-1(IV) chain. Gene Ontology annotation, cellular component: collagen trimer. Bases 89 to 5629 code for a protein of 1846 amino acids. The record is from RefSeq and is a predicted model, not a curated record. Gene Ontology annotation, molecular function: extracellular matrix structural constituent. NCBI's taxonomy places the organism in Eukaryota, Metazoa, Arthropoda, Insecta, Lepidoptera, Papilionidae. The transcript has 12 exons.
CAGGCCGUCGCUGGCCGCUUCUCGCUCCUUAGUAUCCCGGCACAAACGGCGCGCGCGCACGGGACAUACGCGCAGCGCGCUCCGUGCCAUGGCGCUCCACGUACUUUGGUUGGUAGCUGUAUUGGCGCCCUUAACGGGAGUAAUAACGCAAGAUGAUGGUUGGAUGGACGUUAACGAUAUAAAUGCAAGCCGUUGGCCGCCGACCGACUUGUACGGUGAGCGAAACCCACCACCGCCUCCCUCGCCGACGGAUUGGUACGGUGAGCGAAACCCACCGCCGCCACCCUCACCGACGGAUUGGUACGGUGCGCGCAAUGAUCCACGCAAUGACCAGCGCCCUGAACUUUCUGCGCCCACAAGAUAUUACGGACUGUCAGGGCGGCCCGACGUUCCCGCGCCGCGCCCUCCGCCCAGUCCCGGCCUUAACUUCGCAGUGUACGACCCCGUAACGCGGCAGCGCACUACCGCUGUCGACCGCAAUUGUACGGCUCCCGGUUGCUGUGUACCAAAGUGUUUCGCUGAAAAAGGAUCGAGAGGUUUUCCGGGUGCACCAGGUCCACCAGGUAUAAUAGGUCUACCUGGUCACGAGGGCGCUGAAGGCCCGCAAGGACCAAAGGGACAAAAAGGCCAGUUAGGUCCUCAGGGUCCUCGAGGCCCAAAAGGUGAUAGGGGUAAACCAGGAGCUCAAGGUUUUAUUGGUCUCACCGGACCGCCAGGACCACAAGGUGAAACUGGAAUCCCUGGUAUACCAGGAAGAGAUGGCUGUAAUGGAACAGAUGGUGAACCCGGAGAACCAGGGCCCAAGGGUAUACAAGGGCCCCGUGGUAUAGCAGGAUUUAAGGGAGAUAAAGGAGACAAGGGAGAAGCAGCUCAUAUGGGUCGAUAUCCCAAAGGACAAAAAGGAGAACCUGGAGCUGAUGGUAUGCAAGGUAGCCAAGGACCUGUCGGACCACCAGGACCUUCCGGUUUACAAGGGCCAAAAGGAAAUACUGGACCAAUGGGACCUCAAGGCUUUAAAGGAGAUAAAGGAAGUAAAGGUUCAAGGGGUCAAUCGAUUCAAGGAGACAAGGGAGACAGGGGGGAUAGAGGCGACAAAGGGCCAAGUUGUCCUCCUAUUGUAUUGCCUUGGGACGGUGAUAAUAAAAGCACGUUAAGAGGAAUUCCAGGUGAUAUGGGACCAAAAGGAGAAAAGGGGGAACCCGGAAAAUUUGGCGAGAAGGGAGAUACUGGUCCUGUAGGUGAACCUGGUUUAUCAGGACAAAUGGGAAUUAAAGGAGAGAAAGGCAUUAGAGGAAAUCCCGGAGCUAUAGGCAGAGAUGGUAUGUAUGGUGCUCCUGGACCAAUGGGACAAAAGGGAGACCGGGGAAAUGAUGGACUUGCAGGUUUACAUGGACUGCCGGGUGCGAAGGGAGAACCUGGAAGGGAUGGGUUUCCAGGACAAAGAGGUCUUAAGGGUGUACAGGGUUUACCUGGUGGCCGCACUGGGUCCCGCGGCCCACCAGGUCCUAUAGGACCUAGAGGUUAUAUAGGAUCACCGGGACCGAAAGGUACAGACGGCAGACCUGGCGAACGGGGAGAACCAGGUCCAAUUGGAUCUCCAGGUGGUCAAGGAGAACCGGGAACACCAGGCAUAGAAGGACCUGCUGGUCGUAAGGGAGAAAAAGGAGAACCUGGUCUAGAUGGUCGUCAAGGAGAAGUUGGUGUUAGAGGUUAUGAUGGGCCUGUUGGGCCACAAGGACCAAGAGGAUUUAAAGGCGAAGAUGGUGUCUCGAUCCCUGGUGAAAAAGGUUUGAGUGGUCGCCCCGGAACACCUGGAGAAAGAGGACAAAAGGGUGAACGUGGUUAUCCAGGAUUACGUGGUGUACCCGGAAAUUCAACAUUGGGAACACCUGGAAGCCCAGGAGAAAUGGGUGCUCCGGGAGAGAAGGGAGAUAAAGGUACUCCUGGCAUUGAUGGUAUACCUGGGAGUACUGGACCUAAAGGUGACAUAGGAGGCCGUUGUAAUGAAUGUUGGCCUGGCAGUCAGGGUCCAAAAGGUGAUCGUGGUGCGGACGGAUUACCAGGCGAAAGAGGUGAAAGAGGACCUUCAGGUACAGUGGGCUUAUCGGGCGAACGUGGUGCAGACGGGUUAAAUGGAUUACCCGGUUCACCAGGUGCUCCGGGCGAACGCGGUGACGAGGGGCCAAUGGGUCCACCUGGAGACAAAGGUGCCGAUGCUAUUAUACCAUCAAGCUUGAUAAAGGGGCCACCUGGAGAAAAAGGAAUACAGGGUCCGAGAGGCCCACCAGGACCAAAGGGCGAAAGAGGAAGCGAUGGCUUUAAAGGUGAUCGUGGACAGAUUGGCAUGCCUGGGCUUAAGGGAGAUCAAGGUUUCAUAGGACCGUCUGGAGCAGACGGUAUUCCUGGAAUUCCUGGCACCCCUGGAGUACCUGGUGUCAAAGGUGCUUCAGUUAAAGGAGAAAAAGGAACUCCUGGUGAUGUGGGUCAAAAAGGUGACAAAGGAUUCCCUGGACUCUUUGGAAAGAAAGGAGAACCAGGAUUGUGUCCGGCAAAUCUAUUAGAUUUAACCAAAGGCGACAGAGGAGCGCAAGGGCCACCAGGACCUCAAGGAUUACCAGGUGACGCAGGUGAAAAGGGCGAUAAAGGUUUCUCCGGUCGUCCUGGAGAUAAAGGUGAUAUGGGCUUAGAUGGUAGGCCGGGUCCUGUUGGACCUCGUGGGCUUCCUGGGCCAAGAGGUGAAAAAGGUGAUAUGGGAAGUAUGGGUUUCCCCGGAACACCUGGCGAGAUCGGUCUUAGGGGAUUUCCCGGUAUUCCUGGAUUUAAAGGAGAUAAAGGUGAAAUUGGUCCUUCCAUGCCUGGACCUCCUGGACCUGCAGGCUUGACCGGAGAAAAGGGAGAUCAGGGACCUAGAGGAAUUAUUGGAUUACCAGGCAAAGACGGACCGCCUGGAGCAAUCGGCUUGCCAGGUGAAAAAGGAGAUAUAGGAUUACCUGGAAGGCACGGAAUCAUAGGACUCCCGGGACAAAAAGGUGAUGAUGGCCCUAUUGGUCCCCCUGGAGUACCGGGACUUCCAGGUACACCUGGAAGAGAAGGUCCCAAAGGACAGCAAGGAUUUCCUGGCGUUCCAGGCAAAACAGGAGUUAUAGGCUUGCCUGGCAAAAAAGGAGAACCAGGAUUGCAGGGACCUGAUGGUCCUAAAGGUUUCCCUGGAGCUCGUGGUCGUCCAGGUCCCAGAGGUGCAACGGGGGUAGAUGGUAUGCCAGGGGAUAAAGGAGAUAAGGGAGAAAUAGGCUUUACGGGAUUACCUGGACUGCCAGGACUUGUCGGACCUAUUGGACCUACAGGUGCUCCUGGUCUAAAGGGAGACCAAGGUUACGUCGGAUCAAUUGGAACGCCAGGACGACCAGGUGUACCUGGAGACAAGGGUGAUUUGGGUAUUCCUGGAUUUCCUGGGCUUAAAGGAGAACCAGGUUUAGCAGCAGACAAAGGUAACAAAGGAGAACCAGGUUUACCUGGUUUGAGAGGGUUAGACGGGGUUCCAGGAAUGCCAGGUGAAAAAGGAGAUAAAGGAAACAAUGGUUUACCUGGUUACGGUCAACAAGGGCCGCCUGGAGAGAAGGGUAAUACGGGACCUCGAGGAUUCAAUGGUUUCCCUGGAAUGCCAGGGUCUAAAGGGGAUCGUGGAUAUCCUGGUAUACGUGGCCAGAAAGGCGAAAGAGGCAUAGGAGGUGAACCUGGCUUGCCAGGUAUACCAGGUAUUGAUGGAAUGCCUGGAAAAGCUGGUGAGCCUGGAUUACAAGGGCCACUAGGUGAAAAGGGUGAUAAAGGUGACAGGGGUUACCCAGGACGCGAUGGAUUAGGCGGUAUAAAAGGAGAACCAGGUCGUAUAGGCCCAGUUGGUCCACCAGGACUUAAAGGUGAUACGGGGUUAAAAGGAGAUCAGGGUCUACCCGGAAUAUCAAUUGACAUUAAGGGAGAUAAGGGAGACACUGGACCUCAAGGAAAUCCUGGCUUUAGGGGAGAGAAAGGAGAUGCCGGCAGAGAUGGAGAGCAAGGUUUACAGGGAGAAAAGGGAGAUCGAGGAUUUAUGGGACAAAAGGGAGAGAUAGGAAGAAUAGGAUUUACUGGAGAAAGAGGAGAAAGAGGUCCCAUUGGUCCAUCUGGUAUUCCUGGAAUAACGAUCAAAGGAGAAAAGGGAUUACCUGGAAUACCUGGCAAACAUGGACGCCCUGGUCAACUAGGUGCUCCCGGCGAGAAAGGAGAAAUAGGAUUUCCUGGUCUUCCAGGUGAAAUGGGUCCACCAGGUCUUUCUGCUCCACCAGGACAAAGGGGAGAGAAAGGAGAUCAAGGCCGCGAAGGUCUUUCUGGACCACCAGGAUUUGAUGGUGCUGUUGGUUUACCUGGAUUACCUGGACUGGAUGGUCCAAAAGGAGAGAAAGGAGACAAAGGAGCAACCGGAUUUGGCCUACCAGGUCAAAAGGGUGAUCAAGGAACACCUGGUAUACCUGGAUUGAUGGGCGAGAAAGGUGCUAAAGGGGAGCGUGGUUUUGAUGGCCGCCACGGAGAAACGGGCGCAAUCGGUUUGCAAGGGGAAAAAGGUGAUAUAGGAUUCCCUGGUGCGCCGGGUUUGAUUGGUUUGGUUGGUGAAAAGGGCGACAAAGGCGAAGAUGCAGAGUUUAUUUUAGGCGAAAAGGGUAUAAGUGGACCUCGAGGUCCUCCUGGUUUCGACGGUCUGCCAGGCAAUCCUGGAUCACCAGGUGCUCCAGGCUUAGACGGCAGUCCAGGAAUGAAAGGUGAUCGUGGUUAUCCAGGUCCUCAAGGUCCUCCAGGUCUUAUCGGGCCACAAGGUAUUCAGGGUUUCCAAGGUGAAAGAGGUGAAAUUGGACGUACCGGUGUCCCUGGUAUACCCGGAACUCCAGGAGCUCCAUGUGUUACAACUGAUUAUUUGACGGGUAUUCUUUUAGUUAGGCACAGUCAGAGUGACGCAGUUCCUCAGUGUGAAGCAGGCCACGUUAAGUUAUGGGACGGUUACUCUUUACUUUACGUAGACGGCAAUGAAAAAGCCCACAACCAAGAUUUGGGUUACGCUGGCUCCUGUGUACGAAAAUUCAGUACAAUGCCUUUCCUAUUUUGCGACCUUAAUGAUGUUUGUAAUUAUGCUAGUCGGAACGACCGAAGCUACUGGCUGUCCACUGGCCAACCAAUUCCAAUGAUGCCAGUUGAAGGCAAUGAAAUAAUGCGAUAUAUAUCAAGAUGUGUGGUUUGCGAAGUACCAGCAAAUGUAAUAGCAGUACACAGUCAAACACUGGACAUCCCGAGCUGCCCGGCGGGUUGGCGAGAGCUAUGGAUCGGUUACAGCUUUGUUAUGCACACGGGAGCGGGUGGUCAAGGUGGCGGCCAAGCAUUGGCCAGCCCCGGGUCAUGCCUCGAAGACUUCCGCUCAACGCCGUUCAUCGAAUGCAACGGAGAAGGUGGCACUUGCCAUCACUUUGCCAACAAACUUAGCUUCUGGCUCACGAUUAUUGAAGACAAUAAACAGUUUGCUAAACCUGAACGUGACACACUUAAAUCUGGACGAUUACUUGAGCGCGUCUCGCGGUGCUCCGUUUGCAUAAAAAACACCGUGUAGUAAGUAGUGUUAACGACAUCAGAAAAUAAUAAAUAAAUAAAAAACAACCAAAAGUCCAAGUAUGUAAAAAUGAGUCGAACGCAAAGCAUAGAUAUAUUAAUAUACUUUACUAUAUUUUAUAAAUGAACUUUAUACCGUAAGCGCGCAAUUCAUGUUAGUUGAUGUACGAUUAGCGGUUCCUUGUAUUUCUUCAUGUUAUCAACGCGAAUAGGCAACCAAAGCAAAAUAAAGUUAGGAUUCACAUACUUAUACCUACAUUAAGAUUUAGAGUAUUUAAUUAUUAGACAUAUUUUAUCUUCGUGAUUUUUACAUGAUUAUUUUAUUGCUUGAAAUUGUUUUUGCUUUUAUUGAGAUCAUUCUGUAUGUCGAAGAUUUGAUGAAAAAACACCUAGUUACAUUAAAUCCCCUUAAACUUUAGUUAAGUUUGUUCAUUUCGCUAGUCAUACUUAAAAAAUUUCACAUUAUAGAAUUCUGGGUGAAGCUGAUUUUGAUUCCGCUUUAUUUAAACUGCAUUUAUAAAAGUAUCUUUAAUGUCAAAUUAGAUGUAUGGAGCUGAACUAGAAUUACUACAUAAUUGCAUAUGUUAUUGUUUAAGCAAAAUUUGGGCAAUAAAAUCGACCUACAUAAUUUAAAUAUUGUUGUAAGCACUGCCAUUGUAGAUAAAUUUAUAGUUUAUAGUUACUUUAAGUAAAUUCAUACAAAUAAACGACUUAAAAAGUU